This is a messenger RNA of Trichomonas vaginalis G3, 999 nucleotides long. RefSeq lists its product as uncharacterized. The transcript has a single exon. The record is from RefSeq and is a predicted model, not a curated record. Bases 1 to 999 code for a protein of 332 amino acids. Lineage: Eukaryota; Parabasalia; Trichomonadida; Trichomonadidae.
AUGACUUUUGACUCUGAAUCAUCAGAUGAUGAUGAAAUUGUAAUAAGGAAUCGAGAAACUGUUGCUGAUCAAAAUAGAUCAAGAAAAAGAAUAAAAAAGAAAAGGAAGCAAAAUAACGAAAAUCAAGCUAACGAAGAAACAGAAAUUACAACAACCAAUCAAACAAACAUCACAUUGAAACCACCUAUAGAUCAAUCUCCAUCCAGAAAUUAUCCUCCGAGAAAAAGAUUACCUAAAUCUCCAGAAAAAGCAGAAAAUGAAGGAGAAGAACGCAUUCCUUUAGAAAUAAAAUUAGAUGUUGGAGCAUCCAAUGAACAAAUACCUUCACUCGGCCUACCAAAAAAUCAAAAUAUUGAAUUUUCUGAUGAAAAUGAAGAAUUUAAGACUCAAACACUUGUCAAAAGUACUAGUUCAGAUAUACUAUCAUAUCACCCCCUAACUUACAGAAUUACUCGAGAAGUCAAAUUAGGAUGGAAAGGAUCGCGAACUCAUUUCCAAUUAUAUUGUGGUGGCAUUCCACAGUAUCAUGUGAAGGUCAAAACACUCAGUAUUGGUGAAUGUAUUAAAAUUUCUGCAGGAAAUACUUCUCAUUUAAGAGAUAAAAGCGCUGCAGGCUAUAUCAUAGUAGAUCAAGACUUAUUAAAUGCUUCUCUAAGAAUAAUGAAUCAGCACGGGCCAGAAAUUCUUAGUUUUAAGCUUCACCAAUCUUGUCAAGAUUAUGAAUCGAAAAGUGCAGAAGCAACAAUCAAAAUUGAUGAUGAAAAUACAUUUGAAUACAGAAGCCAACCUGUUGACAUGCUUCCUGAUGGUCCAAUGAUAUUCGAAAUACCAAAUGUAAUUCCAAGUAUUAAAAAUAUGAUUCUACAAGAUGAAAAGGAUCGUUCAAGUAUAAUUAUUGGAAAGGUUGAUAAAUCAGCGCUUCAAAUAAGAGCUGACGAGCGAAUCAAACCUAUUAUUAUAUGUGCUAUAGCUGUUAUUUUGUUUUUAUGUAAAUAUUAA